Dufourea novaeangliae is the source of this 1032-nucleotide messenger RNA. Its product is annotated as carbohydrate sulfotransferase 11-like. NCBI's taxonomy places the organism in Eukaryota, Metazoa, Arthropoda, Insecta, Hymenoptera, Halictidae. The transcript is spliced from 5 exons. Gene Ontology annotation, molecular function: sulfotransferase activity. Gene Ontology annotation, biological process: carbohydrate biosynthetic process. The record is from RefSeq and is a predicted model, not a curated record. The annotation marks the transcript as partial. Gene Ontology annotation, cellular component: membrane.
AUGUCGCUGAGAACGCAAUUUAUAAAAUCCACAUUAUGCGUCAUUUUAUACAUUGCUGUUUGUACUCUUUUAUUAAAAAUAAGACAACAAUUGUAUUCAGUCUCUUUUCUUAAAAGUAAUCAGUCAGCAGAAAACUGUUCCGUUGUGUCACAAGCAAUUACAAAACCGAUCGGUUUAGAAACAAAACUUCUAGAGUAUGAUGAAAUGCAGGAAAGUCUAUUGUUACUGCAACAAAUUUCAAAUACAUGUAAUAAAUAUAAUUUAAAAACUCCAUUAAUAAGAAGACAUUUUUUGUACAAUUCUAAACAACAAUCAAUAUAUUGUUGGAUUCGUAAAGCAGCUUCAACGAGUUUCACGAAAUUGUUUUCAGAUAUGAAAAACCGCCGAGUUAUGCGUAAUUAUUACAGAGAAGUUGAUAUUUUGGCACCAGAAACUCUGAAGGAACUAUACUAUAUCGCCAACGAUCCAAAGGUAUUUAAACUUUUAAUUGUGCGUCAUCCGUUUCAAAGGCUUGUAUCGUCAUACAGAGAUCGCAUAGAAGAUAAUUCGAAACACACAGCACAAGCUUGGAUGUAUACGAAGCAGAUUUUUCAUCUUACAAGACCUGCGCUUUUUCAUUCUAAUAUAACAACUGGAAAUUUUCAGCAAAAAGUAUUUACAACUGAUAAAAGAUUAAAAUUGGUACCAACUUUCAAAGAGUUCUUGCUAUGGCUUCUACAAAGUUCUGAUCAAGAUGAUGUUCAUUGGGAUCGUUAUAACACACACUGUGGAGUGUGCAAUAUACGAUAUAGUUAUAUUUUAAAGUUGGACGAUUAUACUUACGAUCAAAUUACUUAUAUUUUUUCAAAAUUUAGACUGGACAAAAAUAAGGUAUAUUUAUCACAAUUGGAACAAACGCGCGGUGGACAUACAAAUUUUGAUACAACAUGUAAAUAUUUUGCGAAUUUGACGCAAGAUAUAAUUUUAAGAUUGUACGGGAGAUAUAAAAUCGACUUUGAAAUGUUCAAUUACAAUUUGAACCAAUAUUUAUUU